GCUGGUGUAAACAAACAAGAAUGUUCACCACCAAAGUUGCUGGAAUUCUAAAAGGUCUCACGAAACCAUCAGUUUUAAAAAUGACAUCCAGAAUGUGUAGUACUGCAACAUCCACCUAUAAUUUUGAAACGUUGAAAGUUACACAACCGCGAGAAUUUGUGUUACAAGUAGAGAUCAACCGGCCUGAAAAACGUAAUGCCAUGAAUCAAGCUUUCUGGAGAGAAAUGGUAGAAUGUUUUAAUCAGAUAUCAGAUGACAGUGAUUGUCGCGCUGUUAUAUUUACUGGCUCUGGUAAAAUAUUUACAGCUGGUUUGGAUUUGAUGGAUAUGGACAAUGCCUUCAUGCAGUCUGAUUUAGAUGUGGGUAGAAAAGCCAUGAAGUUAAGAAAACUUAUCAGGUCUUAUCAGGAAUCUUUUACCGCUAUUGAAAAGUGUCCGAAACCAGUAAUAGCCUGUGUACACAGUGCCUGUGUUGGUGGAGGUAUUGAUUUAAUAGCAGCCUGUGAUAUGAGAUAUUCUUCAUCAGAUGCAUGGUUCUGUGUCAAGGAAGUAGAUAUUGGUCUAGCAGCUGAUGUUGGUACAUUACAAAGAUUACCUAAAAUAAUAGGAAAUGACAGUAUCGCUAGAGAACUGGCCUAUACAGCCAGAAAAUUCUUUGCUGAUGAAGCCAAACAGAUUGGACUCAUAGGGAGAAUAUUUGAGAAUAAAGAAACAAUGAUACAAGGUGCAUUAGAUACAGCUAGUUUAAUAGCCAGUAAAAGUCCUAUAGCUGUACAGGGUACUAAAGUGUGUUUAGUCUAUGCUAGAGAUCAUGGUGUCAGUGAGGGACUGGAUCAAAUGGUAACAUGGAACCAGAAUAUGUUACAGUCAGAAGAUUUGAUGAAGGCUAUGGUGGCAGGAAUGGAUAAAAAGGCACCAGUUUUCUCAAAACUAUAACGCCCCUAUCAACUUAGGGUAAUCAAUAAAUACAAACUAAUUAACAGAGUGGCUCAAAGCAAAUUAUUCCAGUCAAUUGUGGACGUACAAAGUUUCCUUAUGCCUAGUUCACACCAACAGCGAAUGCCGCGCUUUAAAUCGGCAAGCAAAGCGCCAUCAUUUUUUUUUACUUUUCAAAAAAUAUCACGAUCUCCUAAGUAAUGUUACGCUCUGAUAAGCUCUGAUACGAAUUGGUUACGAUUUGGGGACGAAUUAUUUCCCAAUUUGAUCAGGCCUUGUUACGCUAUAAAUCACGCUUUGAUAAGCUUUAUUAAGCUUUGAUGCUUUUAAUCACGCUCUGAUACGAUUAUCAAGCUCUGUUGUGCUUAGUUAAGCUCUGUAAUGCAUUGGAAAAUUUCGAGAUCGCCGAUUUCAUGCCACUUUUGAUCAAGUGGUGACAGAUCGUGAAGACUGGGGUCCCAGCUUUGAAUAAAGAUCUGUUAAGCUUUCCUAAGCUUUGAGUCAAGCUUUGCUGAACUUUGUUACGCUUUGUUAAGCUUUGAUACGUUCUCGACGCUUUAAUCAAUUCUUGACAGAGCGCCCAAAAUUAUUAAACAGUUUAAAAAAUUUUGGCGCUCUUGCCGAAUAUCCAGCUUUGCUCAAAGCUUUCCAACGAUCUAUUACGACCCUGGCGCUUUAGUCGAGCUUUGUUACGCUUUGGUACCGCUUUGAAUGCCGCUUUAAAGCGCCAUCAAAGCGCCGUUGGUGUGAACUGAGCAUUAUGAAUUUUUGCAGAUGUUCUUGGACAGGAAUCCAUCUUUUAUACACCAACAGUAUGUGAUUGACUUGUAAAGUGAGCAUAUUAAAGGUUUAUAGUUUUGGUAAAUAUAAACAAAACUUAGGGCUGUAUGCAGCGCUCUUUCCUUGACUAAAGUUGAACUUUACAAAGUUAGGAUUAAGGCUUUUAUUUUCUACACUUGAUAGUCAAAUUUAAGCAUGACUUUCGUAAAGAUUGACCGGUGCAUAGCUAAAGUUCGACUUAAGUCUAACUUUAGUCAAAGUUUAGGUAAAGUACGAGCGCUGCAUAUGGCCCUAAGUAUAUGAUGUAUAGUUGAGAAAUUAAAUCUUCUCAACUAUUUAUAUAUAUAUGUUAAAAUAAAAACACUGUUUCAAUAAAUAAUGAUAUAUUUGUU
Lottia gigantea (owl limpet) is the source of this 2107-nucleotide messenger RNA. RefSeq lists its product as hypothetical. The transcript has 8 exons. Bases 21 to 935 code for a protein of 304 amino acids. Gene Ontology annotation, molecular function: delta(3,5)-delta(2,4)-dienoyl-CoA isomerase activity. Lineage: Eukaryota; Metazoa; Mollusca; Gastropoda; Lottiidae. The record is from RefSeq and is a predicted model, not a curated record. Gene Ontology annotation, cellular component: mitochondrion.